GAGAAGAGCGAGGGAAGGGCCGCGAGAGAGGAAGCGUGUGUGUGUGUGUGUUGGCGUGUGUGGGAGCAGCAGUGGAGACUGCAGUGUCUUGGCAGCUGCAUUAGUGCAUCUCCUGCCGACAGAGAUGCGUUCACGGCCAGUGCCUCGCUCCUCCGCCUUCACUCUGCGGCCGGAAUCGAGAUGAACUCGCCGAUCCAGUGAGCCGCUGCUUGCUCCGGAGCGCCUCAUCCACCGCACAGCGACCUGGCUGCCAAGGUUUUGAAUGGAAAAUGGCGAUACGCAAAAGAUCCUGCAGCAUCGUCCGCCUGCUCUCCGUCCAGAUCAUCUUGAUCUUCAGCGCGUCGUGGCCCGGAGCGGAGGGGCUGACGUUCCCUCAGCAGUACACGAUAAUGCACUGGGCCAGACGUAUCGAGCAGGAGAUUGACAGAGUCUUUCAGCACAUCACAGGAGCGCAGCAGUUGAAAGGGAUAUACAACGAAGAGAGAAGGCGCUUUAGUGUUUUGAGGAAUCAGCCACGGAAAAUAGUGGAGAAGGUGGCAUCAGAUAUCGAGAAGCUUCUGGCAAAGAAACGCAAAGCUCUUGAGAGGUUGGCCAGUGAAGCGGAGCGGCUGCAGCGGGAGCAUCUGUGGCAGGAUGGAAUCAAGGAGCUGGACAUGGCUUAUUAUGACUCAAAAGCUGAGCUGGAUUAUUACUCCAUGGAUGGCGAGGGAGAAGUGGAAAACCCAUCCCACAUAAAGCUGGAGUUUGUUUAUGAUCCAAACUUCAAAAACAAUGUCAACUAUUCCUACACGGCCGUCCAGAUUCCCACUGAUAUAUACAAAGGAGCGCCGGUCAUUCUGAACGAGCUGAACUGGACUCAAGCGCUGGAGAAGGUUUUCAUGGAGAACAGUCAUGAAGACCCGUCGCUUCUGUGGCAGGCUUUUGGAAGUGCAACAGGGGUCACCCGCUAUUAUCCAGCGACACCAUGGAAAGCACCGGAUAAAAUAGACCUGUAUGAUGUCAGGAGGAGACCCUGGUACAUCCAGGGCGCCUCGUCCCCUAAAGACAUGGUCAUUCUGGUGGACGUGAGCGGCAGCGUCAGUGGCCUCACGCUGAAGCUGAUCAAGGCCUCCGUGAUGGAAAUGCUGGACACACUGUCUGAUGACGACUAUGUUAAUGUAGCGCGGUUCAACGAGAAGGCUGAGGCGGUGGUGCCCUGCUUCAAACAUCUUGUCCAGGCGAACGUGCGGAACAAGAAGAUCUUCAAAGAUGCCGUGCAGCAGAUGCAGGCGAAGGGAACAACCGACUACAAGUCGGGCUUUCAUUUCGCCUUCAACCAGCUUCUGAAUAAAACAAAUGUUCCACGAGCAAACUGCAAUAAAAUCAUCAUGCUCUUCACCGACGGAGGGGAGGACAGAGCUCAGGACGUCUUCAUGCAGUACAACUGGCCCAACAAAACAGUGCGAGUAUUCACCUUUUCUGUCGGUCAGCACAACUAUGAUGUCACCCCUUUGCAGUGGAUCGCCUGCACGAAUAAAGGUUACUAUUUUGAGAUCCGCUCCAUCUGUGCCAUACGGAUUAACACCCAGGAGUACCUGGAUGUGCUGGGUCGCCCCAUGGUCCUGGCUGGCAGCGAGGCCAAGCAGGUGCAGUGGACUAACGUGUAUCAGGACGCACUGGGUCUCGGAAUGGUUGUCACUGGGACUUUGCCUGUUUUUAAUCUCACGAUGAACGGAAACUCACAGAAUCAGCUGAUUUUAGGUGUCAUGGGAGUGGAUGUUCAUCUGGAUGAGAUCAAGCGACUGACCCCUCGCUACAACCUCGGAGGUAACGGAUACAUCUUUGCCAUCGAUCCAAACGGAUAUCUGCUCCUUCAUCCCAAUCUCCAGCCAAAGCCGGUAAACCUCCCCGAGCCGGUGACGCUGGACUUCCUGGACGCAGAGGUGGAGGACAGCAACAAGGAGGAGAUCCGCCGUCAGAUGAUCGAUGGGCGUCCUGGUGAAAUGCAGAUUAAAACUUUGGUCAAGUCCAUCAAUGAGAAAUAUAUCGACGACGUGUUCAGAGGUUACACGUGGACGCCGAUAAACGGAACAGAUUACAGUCUCGGCCUGGUACUGCCACCCUACAAUGAAUUCUACAUCCAGGCUGACCUGAGUGAUGUGAUGCUCCAGCUGCAGUACAUGCAGUCGCUGCUUCCCAGCUCCUUCGAAGCAUCAGGACAUGUGUUUCUGGCUCCACGGGAAUACUGCCACCGUCUGCAUCUUUCUGACAACAACACACAGUUUUUGCAGAACUUUCUCUCGCUGAUGUUGGAUAUCUCACCAGAAUCUGAUGAGUGCGAUCAGAGGCUCAUUCAUAACCUCAUUUUCGACGCAAGGAUUAUUGGGCUGCUGGCAGCUCGUGUCUGGAAGAACAAAGAUCUAAAUUCGUACGGCUUCCUGGCUGUCUUCGCGUCCACAGAUGGAGGAAUCACGCGGGUUUUUCCAAACAUAGCUGCUGAGACGUGGGACGAAGAUCCUGAACCCUUCAACACAAAUUACUACAGACGUAGCCUGGACAACAAGGGCUACAUGUUCAGAGCUCCUUCAAGAUUCUCUAUCGACGAUCCUCUGGGCGCUGAGAACGGCACUGUGGGGAUUGUCGUGAGCUCAGCUGUGGAGGUGAAUUUGGGAGGCAAACUUCUCAAACCGGCAGUGGUUGGGGUGAAACUGGACUUGGAAGCGUGGGUGGAUAAGUUUAAGAUCUUGGCCAGUAACGUGUCAGACAGUCGCCAGGGAUCUCACAAGUGUGGACCUUCCCGGAGCUGUGAGAUGGACUGCGAAGUCAACACUGAUGACCUUCUCUGUUAUCUCAUUGACGAUGGAGGAUUUCUGGUCAUGUCCAACCAGAGGGAUCACUGGAAAAAGAUCGGCCUCUUUUUCGGGGACGUCGACCCUCACCUCAUGUAUGCGCUCUACAACAACUCCAUCUUCACCCGACGCCAGUCCUUCCACUACCAGUCUGCGUGUGAGCCCGUCAGCAGCAGCCACACCGGAGCGGCACCCAGAGGGAUCUUUGUGCCGUCUAUCGCUGACGUCCUCAACCUGGCGUGGUGGACGUCCACAGUGGCUUGGUCUGUGAUCCAGCAGCUGCUGUAUGGGCUGACAUACAACAGCUGGCUCUUCCAAGACGACGUCCUGGUCGAUGGGUUCGAGAUGAAGGAGAGCAGCUGUGUGACCAUCCAGAGCCAGUUCUACUUCACCAACACCACAAACUCUUACAACGUGCUGCAGGACUGUGGAAACUGCUCACGACUGUUCCACGCCAAGAGGAUAGAGAACACCAACCUGCUGUUCGUGGUGGCGGAGACGCUGCCCUGCAGCUCCUGUGAGAUCGAGAGACUGACCCAGGUCAGGACUGAGUUCCAGGAGGAGAAUCCCUGCGAAGUGCUGAGCAACGCAAGAUAUCGUAAAGGCCCGACGACCUGCCUUGACUACAGUGCCUUUGAAAACACGUCAGAGUGUGGACGAGGUCACCUGCUGCAGUCGUCUCUCGGACUCCUCCUUUUCUCUCAGCUCCUGCUGCCUUUCUUUCAUCUGUGCACAAAUGCUGGCUGACAGGCCUCAUCUCUCCAGGCUCCUCUCCAAGUCAGAUCAAAGAGAAACUCUGAAACUCUCCCCGUUUUGAUCCGCCUCGUUUCAUCUUUGUUGUUUGCGUCUCAACUCUUGAGGAAAAUAUAGAAGCACAGAAAACAAAAGUCACGUCGUCUUUGAACGAGAGAUGUUGUCGCUUGAGACCAGGGAACAGGAAGUGAUGGAGGUUGGCUGCGGGUUCACGGUAACAGAGGUUGAGUUGCUGAGUUUCUUCACCAUCUCGUAUGAAACAUGCUACGUUUCUUGGUCACCUGGGCCUGUUUUUCUUUUUUUUUAGCCACUCAACAGAGUCAGCUCCUCAUCUCUUAACCAAUGACUCAGCAUGAUGCCCCUCUUUCUUUGUGUUCAAUUUGAUUGUUUUCAAAGACACUGUGGAAACUCGAGAGCUGCCAGUGCAAGUCACAGUGAGCAGAAACACAAAUCUGGCGUUUGAGUCCAAAACUCCAGGCAGAGAUCAACCGUCUUGUCUUUAUUUGUCUUGUGUCGAAGCAGAAUUUAUGCACCUAUGUCGCUUCUGUCUGAGGAAUGUAGCUUCCUAUCAGUGUUUCUCACUUUCAGUCCGUGACGCUUCUGUUUAUCUGCUCGAUGUUUUCUGAUAUAUAUAUAUAUAUAUAUAUAUUUCCAUUUGGUCAAGCAAGUGUUGCAUUCAAACUUUGGCUAUUUGUGAAUGUAUCUGCUCCUAAAACAAACAUUUGCGCAAUAUUGAUCAAUAAUCGACACCAAUGUUUACAAGAGCUUUGUGUUCACUCCACUGGAUCAGAGGACUGGAGCAUCACCGGUGUAGUGUUGAGAACAGUUCAUUGUUCAGUUGUACUUGGCGUCUCUGUGAAACACUUCUACUGAUCAAAUGGAAAUAUUGGCCAACAUUUAAAUAUCGCUGCAACCUGAAAAUGUUUGCGCCGCUGGUGUUUUAGAGUCUAUAGUUUUUUGUGUGCGUGAGUCAGCCUGUUGUUCCAGCCUGCAGUGCCUUGCUGCACAGGAGGAACAGGCGGAGGUCAGACCUUCUCACCCUGCUGCCCGGGUGACGGACGUCCAGGAGCUUGUGUUUCUGAAGCUGUGGAUGAAGGUUCAGAAGCACAGCAGUCGCCUCCUGCCUUCUCUCGGACGUCUCUGCUCGCGUUGCUUCCCACUGUGGUCCAGACUGGAGCACCUGCCGUCUCACCUGCCCACUGAACUUGGAAAGACUUGAGUCAGUUCUUAUGGCUCCCUCUGCUGGACUCGAGCAUGACCGGGUCCUGACCCCGCGACACUCUGUUAGGCCACAUUACUGCCACUGCAGUCCUGGUAUUUUGGAAGUGAGAAACUUUUUGAGUUUGAGGGCUCAUUUGAUAAAGCGUGAAGCCGGUUCCGAUCAUCACAGGUGAGUAUUUAAACGCCAAACACUCUGUGUUUUCUAGAAAAGCAUUUUGUGAAUCUUCUAGUUGAAGUCUGUGUUUGCAUGAUGUUUCAACAGGACUUUUGUAAAUAGUCAGAGGGUGAGAGAGGAGCGUCCUCCUCGGCCACAUCUGUCCAUAAAUGAGUGAAGCUGAGAGUUUGACUUCAGUGAAGCCAAAUUAACUGUCAGCGUCUGCAGUUUACAACAUGUUCAGCCAGUCAAAGCACAGAAGAGUGUCGAACCAACUGCCUGAUGUUCUGGAAAGAUGUCUCUCUUAUUGAAAGUUGAAGGGAAUCAUUAGCAGCAUGAGUGGCUCCAGUUUCUUUAUGGAUAAGUUAUAAUUUGUGGUGAAUUUCUUUUCGCUGUUGUUGAACGGAUCAUAGCUGAAUGUGUUUGCAGGUGGUGCGGACAAAAGAAGGGGAACAGGAAUUUCUUAAUAUUCUCUCGUUCGUCUGUGUCCUUUAGUUUGCCAGUAUUUUUAAAAGCGAUUCUUUUGGCUGUAACUUUGCUUCUUCAUUUGCUGACGUUGUUUACAGUUGACUCUCUUCGUGCCAGUCUUGAACGCCACCUCAUUUUUGUAUAGACGAUGCCAAGCAGUGCAACACGAAGGCCAACUUUGUAAAGAGUUUCUCAGUCACACUAGAAAUGGCUAUUUAAAUGUUUAUAUCUUUGGUGAUUAAACGCUAUUAUUUUUCA
This is a messenger RNA of Synchiropus splendidus (mandarinfish), 5682 nucleotides long. RefSeq names its product voltage-dependent calcium channel subunit alpha-2/delta-2-like. Lineage: Eukaryota; Metazoa; Chordata; Actinopteri; Syngnathiformes; Callionymidae. The record is from RefSeq and is a predicted model, not a curated record. Gene Ontology annotation, molecular function: voltage-gated calcium channel activity. Bases 270 to 3575 code for a protein of 1101 amino acids. The transcript is spliced from 38 exons. Gene Ontology annotation, cellular component: voltage-gated calcium channel complex.